AUGGCUGAUGAGCUGAGCGACCUGCUGCAGGAGUUUGACCAGGUGAUAGAGGACUUGGAGCGAGGCCCUGCCUGCCAGUACCAGCAGCACCUGGAGGAGCUGAAGAGGAGAGCAGGACCCAGCGUGUAUGACAGUGGCAUCGAGGAGCUGGAGAGUACCAGCACGUCCCCAGGAAGCAGCCUCAACUGCAGUGAGGAGAACCUCAACACCCCCACCAACGUUUACCCCCCCAAAGCAAAGCUUGGGGACACGCAGGAGCUGGAAGAGUUCAUUGCAGACCUGGAUAAAGCGCUGGAGGGUACGUAG
This is a messenger RNA of Chaetura pelagica (chimney swift), 306 nucleotides long. Its product is annotated as regulator of cell cycle RGCC-like. Bases 1 to 306 code for a protein of 101 amino acids. The record is from RefSeq and is a predicted model, not a curated record. Gene Ontology annotation, molecular function: protein kinase activator activity; protein kinase binding. The transcript has 3 exons. Gene Ontology annotation, biological process: regulation of cell cycle. Gene Ontology annotation, cellular component: cytoplasm. Lineage: Eukaryota; Metazoa; Chordata; Aves; Apodiformes; Apodidae.